Molecule: messenger RNA, 1551 nt
Organism: Haemonchus placei
Lineage: Eukaryota; Metazoa; Nematoda; Chromadorea; Rhabditida; Trichostrongylidae
Source: the annotation of a GenBank genome assembly
AUGCGAGUGGACAUGAUUAACAAAAGGCGUGCAGCUGGGGAAAAUCCAUUCCCUCACAAGUUUAAUGUUUCUAUUUCGAUUGCUGCGUUCAUAGAAAAAUAUGAGCGGCUCCAGAAGGAAGAAGUUCUGGAUAAGGAACCUGUGAGCAUAGCUGGUCGUAUUUACUCGAAACGUGAGUCAGGAAAAAACUUGGUGUUUUACGACGUACACAGUGGAGGUACUCGUUUGCAGGUGAUGGCAAAUGCACGAUAUCACAAGGCAGGUGCUGAAGACUUCGCACUGGUUCAUGAUAGGAUCAAGCGUGGCGACAUAGUUGGGUUCAUUGGCUUCCCGACCAGGACGAAGACGGGAGAACUUUCCGUUCUUCCGACGGAAGUCGAGCAACUGACGCCUUGCCUCAGAAUGUUGCCUCAUUCGCAUUAUGGUUUGAAGGAUAAAGAACUGAGAUAUCGAAUGCGUUAUUUGGACUUGAUCGUCAAUCCGGAAGUGAAGGACAAGUUUGUCGUACGCAGUAAGCUGGUCACGUUUUUGCGUAGAUAUUUGGACAACCUAGGCUUUCUUGAGGUUGAAACGCCAAUAAUGAAUCAAAUAGCCGGUGGUGCCACUGCUAAGCCAUUCGUGACGCAUCACAACGAACUGGACAUGGACCUGUUCCUGAGAGUUGCUCCUGAACUGUAUCACAAGAUGCUCAUUGUCGGCGGUAUAGAUCGUGUGUACGAAAUUGGUCGAUUGUUCCGAAAUGAAGGAAUUGACAUGACGCAUAAUCCAGAAUUCACCACAUGCGAAUUCUACAUGGCUUACGCAGACUACGAGGAUGUGAUCCGCUUGACAGAAGACUUGCUCAGCAAAAUGGUUAUGUUCAUUCAUGGGAAAUAUAAAAUCCUGUACCAUCCCAAUGGGCCCGGAACUGAACCGGAAUUGGAGAUUGAUUUCACCCCACCGUUCAAACGCGUCAAUAUGUACGAGGGGUUGGAAAAAGCUCUGGGCAUCAAGCUGCCACCUCCAGAUACGCUGAAAACUGAAGAGUCUCGCCAGAUAUUCGAUCGGCUAUGUCAAGAGAGGGGCGUGGAGUGCACUCCACCUCGCACGACUGCUCGUCUUCUGGACAAGUUGGUGGGAGAGUAUUUGGAAAGCACAUUCAUUUCCCCAACGUUCCUCAUUGGCCAUCCACAGAUUAUGAGUCCUUUGGCGAAAUGGCAUAGAUCAAUCCCUGGUCUUACCGAGAGAUUUGAGUUGUUUGCUGCCAUGAGGGAGGUCGCAAACGCUUACACCGAGUUGAACGAUCCCAUCACUCAGCGAUUAACUUUCGAGCAGCAGGCUGCGGACAAAAGUGCUGGAGAUGAUGAAGCUCAAAUGAUUGACGAGAACUUCUGCACCGCUCUUGAAUACGGCCUUCCACCGACCGGUGGUUGGGGAAUGGGAAUCGAUCGUUUGGCUAUGCUUCUUACGGAUAGCAACAACAUCAAGGACGUACUCUUCUUCCCUGCCAUGCGGCCAGACGAACAGAGUCAGAGCCUCACGGGAAAUGUCGAAAAUUCUCAAACAUGUUAA